Molecule: messenger RNA, 1192 nt
Organism: Melanotaenia boesemani (Boeseman's rainbowfish)
Lineage: Eukaryota; Metazoa; Chordata; Actinopteri; Atheriniformes; Melanotaeniidae
Product: low affinity immunoglobulin gamma Fc region receptor III-like
Exons: 6
Coding region: 6-701 (231 amino acids)
Biological process (GO): cell surface receptor signaling pathway
Molecular function (GO): transmembrane signaling receptor activity
Source: RefSeq, a predicted model, not a curated record
UUGGGAUGGAGGGAGCAUCUCUGCUGUGGCGGCUCUGGGCGACCUGGCUGCUCUGCUGCAGGAUGAAUCAAGCUGAUGUGACGGUGAGUCCCAACAGAUCUCAGCUGUUUACUGGAGAAUCUGCAUCUCUGAGCUGUGAAGAGAGCGACAGCUCUGCUGGAUGGACCCUGAGGAGAAACACGACCAGAGACACCAGGAUCCAGUGUGAGUCCUGGGGAAGACCUGCUGGUUCCUCCUGUACCAUCAAACACGUGGUCCAGUUGGACGCUGGAGUUUACUGGUGUGAGUCCAGAGAGGGAGCAACCAGUAACAGCAUCACCCUCACUGUCACUGGUGGAUCAGUGAUCCUGCAGAGUCCUGUCCUCCCUGUGAUGGAGGGAGAUGACCUCACUCUGAGCUGUCAAUCAAGGCCUCCCUCCAACCUCCCAGCUGCUUUCUAUAAAGAUGGCUCCCUCAUCAGGACUGAGUCUACAGGUCACAUGACCCUCCACCAUGUUACCAGGUCUGAUGAAGGUCUCUACAGGUGUAGCAUCAGCAGUCAUGGAGAGUCUCCACCCAGCUGGAUCUCUGUCACAGCUCCGCCCACUGCCUCAGCCUACAUUCACCUUUUCUUCCAUCUGCUGAUGUUCUGUCUGUACAUCAUCUCCACCAUCCUCUUGAUGUCUUCACAUAGACACGGAGCAACAGCAGGUCCUCGCUGAAACCCUGAGAACUUGAAGAACCAGCAGAAGGCCCAGAACAUUUCCCUGUGGAACUCCACGGAGCUUCAGCUCAUUCAGCUUUGAUCUUAAACUGAUUGGAGGAGCAACAUCAGAUCAAACUGAAAACUGUCUGCACAAGCUUCUUCUGACUGAUCACGUAUUCAAUAAACUUUAAAACUCAGUGUUGAAGUGAGAAUUUACAGCAGGAUACAAAUUUCAGUUCAUUCACCUCAGUUUCAUUCAGAAAUUUUAUUUACACAAAAAGUAAAAUGACAUUUAUACAAACUUUAACCCUUUAACACCCAGUAUUCUAUCCUAAGCAUGCAAGAUAACACAAAACAGCUGGGCUUUGAGCAAAGUUUUUACCAUAAAGUGAUUCAAUAGGUCUCAGAAACUGUGUGCAUCCAAUAUGAUAUGCAGAGUAUUAAAGGGUUAAUCUAUGGAGCUAGAAUAGGCACAAGUUUGGUAACUUCUCCAUGUUUGAAACAGUG